AUGUCAAGAAAUUACUUAGCAAACAAUGAUUUAGGUUGGGCCAAAAAAAAAGGUGCCGACAGCCAUGCAACCCCAAGACCACAUAAACAAACUAAAAUGAGAGAAAUGGAAAAGAUUGAUACAGACCAAUUUCUCGUUCCACCAAAAGAAGCUUUCAAUUUAAGACUUGAUGGAGAUGUUAAAACUGGUGGUAAUAAGAAGUCAGAAAGAACUUCAGGUUUUAGAGGUAGAUAA
Molecule: messenger RNA, 234 nt
Organism: Dictyostelium purpureum
Lineage: Eukaryota; Evosea; Eumycetozoa; Dictyosteliales; Dictyosteliaceae
Exons: 2
Coding region: 1-234 (77 amino acids)
Source: RefSeq, a predicted model, not a curated record